AUGCCUCCAAAGAAGCGCUCGCGCCUGCAGAUGUCUUCGACGCCAACCACCAUUCGAGAAGACAGUGCCAUGGACGUUGAUUCUCCUCGGAUAAGCGCAACGCCAGGCUUCCUCUCUUCGGCAUUCAAGCCCAUCAUACCGGUCACACCGUACGAUAAUCUCUGGACGGACGACCAGAUCUCUUCACUAUUCAAAGGCGUCAUUCGCUGGAAGCCUGCUGGGAUGCAUAAACACUUUCGAAUGAUAGCAAUAUCGGAACACCUGCGCAACCACGGCAUCGAUCCUGAUAUCCAUCGUCACACACGCAUCCCCCACAUCUGGGAGAAGCUACGGACUUACUACGAUCUCGACCUGAUUGACGAGCGAGAGUACUUUGACGACGACGAAGCAGAGGACAAAUAUGUCGAGUUCUCUCUCCCCUUUCACGAAUUCGGCGAAUUGAUGCUGCAGCGCGCCAUUGCGGAUCCGAGCGAAGCACCCACGUCUCCUCCCCAGCUGGAGCUUUCCCCCCCGCCCCAGAAGCGUUCGCGAGCUAGCACCGCGCCGAAGACGAGGGGAGCCUCUGUUGAAGGCGCCGAGAGCAGUGCUGCUGCUUCUGCAGCGUCACCGGCACUGAAGCCGACAAAGGGCACAAGAGGCCGCAAGAGAGCAGCUAGUCAGUCCAAAUUCGAAAAAGAAAGGGUGGUGGAAAAUUCUGAAGACGACGAGGACGAGUCAGAGGAGGAGGAUGAGUCUGGCUCGGAGGAGAGUGACAGUGAAAGCGCAGAGAGCGGAUCUCCCGCCCCGAAACCAGCGAGAGGGGGGCCGGGCAGAGGCCGUGGAAGAGGACGCGGACGGGGCAGGAGAGGCAGAGGUAGGGGC
Messenger RNA from Trichoderma virens Gv29-8, 861 nucleotides. RefSeq lists its product as uncharacterized. The record is from RefSeq and is a predicted model, not a curated record. The annotation marks the transcript as partial. The transcript has 2 exons. Gene Ontology annotation, biological process: regulation of transcription by RNA polymerase II. NCBI's taxonomy places the organism in Eukaryota, Fungi, Ascomycota, Sordariomycetes, Hypocreales, Hypocreaceae. Gene Ontology annotation, cellular component: nucleus; NuA4 histone acetyltransferase complex.